CCCGGAUCACAAUACACUUUCAGACGAUUGCUGUACGACGGCAAAUGCUCACUUCUGGAUUGUGUAUAGAGGGAAUUAAGGAUCGAUCUGAACAUUAUAAUUACCAUUAAUUGUGUCAUGUCAUGCACAUAAAGAUGCAGCUUUCUUGAGGACACGAUAAAAGUCUCGACAACUGUCUAAUGCUGGGAACUUUGCCUGCCCGGCGUAUAACAGUGUAGCAUGGACACAGAAAAAUACUUGCUAAGGAUCGGCUUUGAUGGACCUGCAACACCAACACUUGAGACUCUUAAUCGCAUUCACAGGAGACAUUUGUUGUCUGUACCGUUUGAAAAUUUGACUAUUCACAGUGGCGGCUGGGUGGACUUGGAGCUACAAUGUCUUUAUGAUAAAAUAGUCAACCAACGACGGGGAGGCUUCUGCUACGAGAAUAAUGGCCUGUUCUCGUGGCUACUAUCACAGCUGGGAUUUAAGAUCACUGUCUUGUCGGCUCAAGUCAAGAACCGCAUCACUCGGGUUUACGGGCCUCCGUUUGACCACCUCAUCGUCAUGGUGAUGCUGGAGGGACAGCGAUGGCUCUGUGACGUUGGCUUCGGGGCAGGCUUUGAAAUCCCCAUUUCUUUGGAGACCGAAGAUUCCCAGAAGCAGGAGCAUGGUGUGUUCCGUGUCCGGUGUGAGGGGGAGACCAUGUUCCUGGAAACGGUUGAGGAGGACCAAACCGAAGGGAAGAGCAAGGAAGAGGGCUGGACUGGGCUGUACAAAUUUACCUUGCAGCCUAGGGAAAGGGAGGAUUUCUUAGCGAUGUGUCUCUAUCAUCAGACCUCCCCGAGUUCAAUCUUCUACUGCAAGUCUCUCUGUUCCCUUCUGCUACCCAAUGGACGGGUCACCUACAUGGGACACAAGUUGACGGUCACUAGCUUCCCUUCUGAAGUGGGUGGCCCUAUCUCUAAGACCACCCUGAAGAUAUCAGACAAGGAGAUACCAGAGCUUCUGAGGGAGACAUUUGGAAUGGUGCUCCCUUCUCCCAUAAUCCCAAAAGAUGAGGUCAUUAUUCCACCCGCCUCCAUUUAUUAGCCCACUUUUCCAUCUGGUAUUUGAUGCUUUAAAAAGUAUGGGAGAAUAGGAAGAAAAAUGAACACACGAGGUAUACAAGUAAUAACUGCACACCCUGUGCUGUUAGCAUUCUGGUACCGCUUUCAUGGUGAGUGAAUAGGCUGGGUAUCAGAUCUAAUGUUAACAGAACUACAGCCAAACUACGCGAAAACAUCAACUGUAUUACAUAUUUAUAGAUAUGGUUAGCACUGUGCUAAAUUGUUAGCACUGUCUCCUCACACCUCUGGGGUCUGGGUUCAAGUCUCCAUCAGGGUUCCGUGUGUGGAGUUUUCAUGUUCUCCACCGUGUCGUCGUGAAGUUUCCUCCGGGUGUCUGCAGUCCAAUUGGAAUUGCCAAAUUGCCCAUAGCUGUGAAUGGUGUGUGUGCCCUGCAGUGGGUUGGUGCCCCACCCUGGGUUGUUCCCUGCCUUGUGCCCUGCAGUGGGUUGGUGCCCCACCCUGGGUUGUUCCCUGCCUUGUGCCCUGCAGUGGGUUGGUGCCCCACCCUGGGUUGUUCCCUGCCUUGUGCCCUGCAGUGGGUUGGUGCCCCACCCUGGGUUGUUCCCUGCCUUGUGCCCUGCAGUGGGUUGGUGCCCCACCCUGGGUUGUUCCCUGCAGUGGGUUGGUGCCCCACCCUGGGUUGUUCCCUGCCUUGUGCCCUGCAGUGGGUUGGUGCCCCACCCUGGGUUGUUCCCUGCAGUGGGUUGAUGCCCCACCCUGGGUUGUUCCCUGCCUUGUGCCCUGCAGUGGGUUGGUGCCCCACCCUGGGUUGUUCCCUGCCUUGUGCCCUGCAGUGGGUUGGUGCCCCACCCUGGGUUGUGCCCUGCAGUGGGUUGGUGCCCCACCCUGGGUUGUUCCCUGCCUGGUACUCAUGAGCUUCAGACCCCCUGUGAUCCACAAUAUGAUAGACAGUUUCAGAAAAUGGAUGGACGGUUAGCACUGCUGUCUAACACCUCUGGGACCAGGGUUUGAGUCUCUGUCCCGGUUCUAUGUGGGUUUGCACGUUCUCCCUGUAUCGUCGUGGGAUUUCCUCUAUAUUCAAGGGUUUCCCCCCCACAAAACAAAAAAAUGCUAAGCUGAAUUGGUGUUACCACAUUGCCCAUAGGUAUGAAUGGUGUGUGUGUGUGUGUGUGUGUGUGUGUGUGUGUGUGUGUGUGUGUGUGUGUGUGUGUGCUCUGCGAUGGGCUGGCACCCUGUCCUGGGAAAUCCCCGGCCUUGUGCCUGCAGCUUCUGGGAGAAGCUCCUGACCCAUAAACCUGCAUAGAUGGGAAAUCCAUGCAAUCCUACAUGGUGUUCUGUAAGCAUCAGGAUCUAUUUGCUAAAGUUCUACAGUGCUGCCAGACUCAGGGAUGAGACUGACAUGUAUAAUAUAGAUUAUCCAUCAGUAAUUGUAAAAAAAAAUUAUAAUGCACUUUAUUUUAAGUAAUUGACUAUUUCAAGUUAAAAGUUGUAAAAGGCAUUUUAUAAUUGAUCAUAAGUAUGCAUGUGUUGGCAUAUAAAGCAUAAGUAGACGAUGGGUCACAUCCUAAGGGAGAAAAAUUAAAAUCACUGAAAUCAUAAGCUUGCAUGUCCACAAGUUGAUUAAAGGGACACAUACUGUAUUUUAUAAAUUAGUUUUCCCAAUAUAAAAUGAGUUUUCCCUCAUAUUUCUUGGGUGAAACACAUUUAGGCUGUUCUAUGUGUAAUGGCAUGCAGAUUUCACUACAUUUAAAAUGACUGAUUCCAAAUAAGCCAUUACAAAUUCAAAUGAUCUUAAGCUUUUUAUAGCCAUACAUAAAACUGAGCACACGUUCAGCUUUAAAAGUAGCCAGAAUAUCCAGCAGAAGAUCCAGCAGUAACAGAAAGUCACAAAACAAUUCACAGACCUAAAAUCAACAGAUUAUCAUAUGUGGUAUGCAUGUGUUUAUUGACCUAUUUAAUGAAAAAUGCAUUUAGUAUUUACCAAAUGCCACUUCCAAAAUGGUGCAAGGAUAAAUAUUCCAUUUCCAUGAGUAUUUUUACACUCCCUUAGGAUUUAAAAAAAUGUCUUAAAUAUGACCACCCUGCACUAGCAGACUUGUCCCUAGUAAUGUCCUUCUCUGAGGAACUGAAGGUGGUCACACAGCCUCGUAAGCAGCGGUACAAUCUAGCGUCAGAUCACAACUUUAACAUGCAUCAGAGGACUAACUUAGACAAGUCCUUCUGUCUAAUGAACCGUAACAAACAACAGCCCAAGAGUGGUCUAGAUUUAUCAAGAACUAAACAUCGUUUCAAAUUUGUUAAAACAAGGGAAACUGAAAUGGAAAAAAUGUUUGUAUUUAAUUCACAAACUUCAAUGUGUAAUAAAUAUCAAAUUAUAACCA
Molecule: messenger RNA, 3430 nt
Organism: Brienomyrus brachyistius
Lineage: Eukaryota; Metazoa; Chordata; Actinopteri; Osteoglossiformes; Mormyridae
Product: arylamine N-acetyltransferase, pineal gland isozyme NAT-3-like
Exons: 2
Coding region: 220-1071 (283 amino acids)
Molecular function (GO): acetyltransferase activity
Source: RefSeq, a predicted model, not a curated record